Messenger RNA from Arabidopsis thaliana (thale cress), 2589 nucleotides. RefSeq names its product aldehyde dehydrogenase 12A1 (gene ALDH12A1). Bases 154 to 1824 code for a protein of 556 amino acids. NCBI's taxonomy places the organism in Eukaryota, Viridiplantae, Streptophyta, Magnoliopsida, Brassicales, Brassicaceae. The record is from RefSeq and is marked reviewed. Gene Ontology annotation, cellular component: mitochondrial matrix. The transcript is spliced from 16 exons. Gene Ontology annotation, molecular function: L-glutamate gamma-semialdehyde dehydrogenase (NAD+) activity; aldehyde dehydrogenase (NAD+) activity; oxidoreductase activity.
UUUCUCGUCAAUCAGGGGAAAAACAUUUAAUUCUUUAAUAAGCUGCUAAACACAAAUCACUCGAGAAUUCGCUAUUUUAUCACCAAUCUUCUUGAAUCCUCUCAUCCAAUCGUCUGAUUCUCAUCUUUCUCCGUUACUUGUGGAUCUUACGCAAUGUAUAGAGUUUUUGCGAGCCGAGCACUGAGAGCUAAGUCUCUCUGUGACAAAUCAUCCACCUCGCUUGCUUCUUUGACUCUCUCCAGAUUGAAUCAUUCCAUACCUUUUGCUACCGUAGAUGCCGAGGAGCUCUCUGGUGCUCAUCCUGCUGAAGUACAGAGCUUUGUGCAGGGAAAGUGGAUAGGAUCGUCAAAUCAUAACACGCUUCUAGAUCCUCUAAAUGGAGAACCGUUUAUCAAAGUUGCGGAAGUGGAUGAAUCAGGAACUCAGCCAUUUGUGGACAGCUUAUCCCAGUGCCCGAAACAUGGUCUCCAUAACCCUUUCAAAUCUCCAGAGAGAUACCUUUUAUAUGGAGAUAUCUCGACAAAGGCAGCUCAUAUGCUCGCCUUACCUAAGGUUGCUGAUUUCUUCGCGAGGUUAAUUCAAAGGGUUGCUCCAAAGAGUUACCAGCAAGCUGCUGGAGAAGUCUUUGUCACACGGAAGUUUUUAGAAAACUUUUGUGGUGAUCAGGUGCGGUUCCUGGCACGGUCUUUUGCAAUCCCUGGGAAUCAUCUUGGGCAGCAAAGUCAUGGUUACCGUUGGCCUUAUGGUCCUGUAACGAUUGUUACACCAUUUAAUUUUCCACUUGAGAUUCCACUACUUCAGUUGAUGGGGGCAUUAUACAUGGGUAACAAACCUCUUCUUAAAGUGGACAGCAAGGUAAGCAUUGUUAUGGAGCAAAUGAUGCGAUUGCUCCACUAUUGUGGUUUACCCGCUGAAGAUGUGGACUUUAUAAAUUCUGAUGGGAAGACAAUGAACAAGAUAUUGUUAGAGGCGAACCCACGGAUGACCCUCUUCACGGGUAGUUCUAGAGUAGCUGAAAAGUUGGCACUUGACCUUAAGGGUCGAAUCAGAUUGGAAGAUGCUGGAUUUGAUUGGAAAGUCUUAGGACCAGAUGUUCAGGAGGUUGAUUAUGUUGCAUGGCAAUGUGAUCAAGAUGCAUACGCGUGCAGUGGACAGAAGUGUUCUGCACAGUCUAUGCUUUUUGUUCAUGAGAACUGGUCAAAAACCCCUCUUGUUUCCAAAUUAAAAGAACUAGCGGAAAGACGCAAACUGGAAGACUUAACCAUUGGUCCUGUCCUUACAUUUACAACUGAGGCAAUGUUGGAGCACAUGGAGAAUCUGCUUCAGAUUCCUGGCUCAAAGCUACUCUUUGGUGGCAAGGAAUUGAAGAAUCAUUCGAUUCCUUCAAUCUACGGAGCUUUGGAGCCAACUGCAGUUUAUGUUCCCAUUGAAGAAAUCUUGAAGGAUAAUAAAACCUACGAACUCGUCACCAAAGAAAUCUUUGGACCAUUUCAGAUUGUAACGGAAUACAAAAAGGAUCAACUUCCUCUAGUGUUGGAAGCAUUGGAGAGGAUGCACGCUCAUCUAACUGCAGCUGUUGUUUCAAACGAUCCCAUCUUUCUUCAGGAAGUAAUAGGGAACUCAGUGAAUGGGACUACAUAUGCUGGACUAAGAGGAAGAACAACUGGAGCUCCUCAGAAUCACUGGUUUGGACCUGCGGGGGACCCGAGAGGGGCCGGGAUAGGGACACCAGAGGCUAUAAAGCUGGUUUGGUCAUGCCACAGAGAAGUCAUCUACGAUUAUGGUCCGGUUCCACAAGGUUGGGAACUUCCUCCAUCUACUUAGAAGUGGUGUGUCCACUAAUAAUUAAUAAACUAAGAUCUUAGUGUGCUGUUGCAUCAAAUAAAUAUGAGUUUUGUAGUUUUAUCUCUACGAGUAGUUUCCGUGUGAGGGAAUAAGAGCUUGAAACAUGAAGUUUUCAACGACGUUGACUUAGUCAAGGGGUAGAGGGAUUAAGACAGAGAGAGAACUAUUGUAAAACUCAGUCCACCAGAAAUUUUCUUCAGCUCAAAGCCAGACAAUAAUACAAAUGUUUUUGAAAGAAGAAGAGUGAAAAGAAAAACAAGAUGAUAACUUGUUAAUGUUCUCUUCAUUAAUAAUGUUGCUAAGACCCUAAUCUAAUCGAUCUUAAAUAAUCUAAUGAACAGUUUUUUUUCAUCACUAUCAUGGGAAAACAAUAGAAAGGGACUCUACCAGUCCUGAUCAUUUUGGAGUUGGUAAACAGACAAAUACAACCAUGGUGAUUGUGUCCUUGAAACAAAAACGCCAAAGUGAUCUGCAAUGGAGAUUUAGUGUUGUACUUUAUGUCCACAAGCUUUGAUGAUGUGAACUAGUAACUUGUCUCCGGUUAUGCUUCUGACUCGUUGGAUUAGUUCGCUCCGUGUAAUUCUCCUAUUCUGUUAAAUCCAAAGGAAAGCAACAAUUAGAAUGUGAAAUGAAAUCACCUCAAAAGAUAAUUGAAGAGGAAACAAACAAAAAAAAACACUUACUUGUUGAUCUUUGUAAUGUUUCUGAAUGACAAGUAUUUGAGAAGGAGGUAGAAACUUGGAC